AUGUCCUCCGGCACCGAAAUGUUCGAGAAAGAUGACCGCUUCUUCACCAAGCUAGCAGGGAAGGCACAGGGUGGGCCUUCACCUGACCCAGGUUCCGCCGACUCGGACAGUUUCACAGCUGAGGAGCACGAAAUUUUGCUGGCUGCGCUUGAGGAGUGGACGGCCAAGUCCGACGAAGCACCUGCGCAGGCAAAGAUUAGUGGUCGAGUGGCGAAAGAUUUAGCAGAGCUUCGCGAGGAGGACCCGUCACCGGAGCUUGAACAGGCCGUCACGCUCUGGUUGAGGAACGAGACCAAGGUUUCUAAAGUCGCGUGGAAACCCAACUGGCAACCUGGAAAGAAGUGGAACGCCUUCGAUAUUGCAGAGAUUCGACACAAGGCUCAGUAUCUGGCCAAGAUGGACGACCUGUGGUCGGAACAGCUGGCGAAGUUCAAGACUACAAUGCCGAGUGUGGAUCCCUCUGAGUAUCCAGCUUUUCCCGCCAGAGGGAGCAAUCACUGGCUGUCCCUGUACAGUCGGGCCCGGGGUUUAGUUUACCUUAAGCUCGAUAAGGCGGUGAAGGAUGACUACAAGAGAAUUGCCGAGGAGGCUAACAAAACUGGGGCGCCGCCCGACAUUCAGGACCUGCUGAACCCUACCCUUACAAAUGUUGCCAACUACCUAUGGAAAGGCUGGCACGUCAUUUUCAAGAUCGAGUAUGCGAAGUACAAGGCUGAUGGCGGCGUGCGAUUUGGGUGCUGGGACGGGACCACUAUCCGUAGGGUUCCUGGAAUGAAGCCAUUCACAUCAGUCGAUGGAAAUGAGCCCGGGUCCUGCACCUGCUUCAAGAAAUGGGUUACUUACGGAAAUGCUGGAAUAGGUGAAGGGACCAAGGAGACCAUUGCGAAGGCGUCGGCGCCGAAGCGCACCCAGGUGAAGGCAGACGCCGAAGGGUAUCCGAUCAUCCCUGCAACAUUUCGCAACACCAAAGACCUCCAGCGUAUAUGCCUACAGUCUGUGACUAUGGCUCUGGCAUGUGCCUCUAACCGUGAUAAAGUGGAGGUCCCUUGGUCCGAAGUGGCCAAGAAGAAUUCUGCGUUUAUAGAAGGCAAAGAUGCAUUUCCACUCUUCUGCUAUAACGCCGACGAAGGUCGAGUACCAGUUCACCUUAAAGCCCCCUAUGACAUGCGCAUCAAGCCCCUCAAGGUCCUUGUAGACCACUGGCGGGACCAGCAAGCAAAGGGACGUCGGCCUAUCCGAUUCACCAAGGCCUUCCUGGAGGCACUACCUGCAGGGCGAUACAGGCCUCAGCGCCGCUUUGGACAGGAAUACAAGGAUGCUGACGAUGCGCUAACCUUUCUCCCCAAGAAGGCAUCUGCCACGCCACCCCAGGCAUCCGCGGCGUCAACGGCGUCAAAGCCAUCGGCGUCCAACCCCAAAGCAAACCAGGAAAGUGACAAGCGCCCCAUCCCUCGACAUCUCCGACGGCAUCCACGGAACACCUCCAGCACCAGCUCAGGCAGUGAUAACGCGUCAUCAAGCUCUUCAGAUGAAGAGGAUGGCCCAAAUGCUAGUGUUGAGGCUGUCCUCAAGCGUCCAAGGAAGAGGGCUAGGCUUCAGGUGCCUUCUGACCAGUCCUCGGACGAUGAGGACAUUUCCGCAGGUGAGGCUAUUGCAUGUACCACGAUGGCGGCAACUGAUGCUGCCGACUUCAAUGCAGCGCCCAACGACGAUAAGCUGGAGGAGGGGGAUAUCGAGGGUGGUGUUGACGCCAAGCACGUGGAAGUAGACGAUGAGGGAGAAGAAGGCGAGGAAGAAGAAGAGGAAGAAGACGAGGAAGAAGACGAGGAAGAAGACGAGGAAGAAGACGAGGAAGAAGACGAGGACAAAGGUCAGGAACAAUGCGAGGACAAAGGCGAGGAUCACGAGGCUGGACCAGAUGGCUUAACUGGCAAGUUCAUGUCAUAUUCCCUACCUCCCCGUGAUGGCGUAAAUGACGCAUUUUAUACAGAGUCAUCUCACACUGGACCAGGCGGUGCAUGUCCCCGUCCCAAGCUGAUACCUCGGGCAACCAGGACAUCGGCGUCAUCGAACACAUUAUCCACGCCGAUGCUAUCAUCGGCGUCACAGGCCUUGCCACCGAACAGUGGCAUGAAGCCCGGCAGGGGUAAGGGGAAGCCCUCAGUGCCAGUGGGGACCAAGGAUGAACCUUCAAGUGGCGUAAGAACCAGACGCCAGCUGAAAGAGAUCACAAAUACAAUUACAUCACGCAGCGAGCAUCAGACACCAGCAUCAUCGGCCAUCCCCCCAAAAGACGCAAAACAGCACGCCGAUGAUAGUCAGAUGCAGUGCAUGGGAAGUGAUAAGCCUAUAGACUACGUCCAAUAG
Coniophora puteana RWD-64-598 SS2 is the source of this 2367-nucleotide messenger RNA. RefSeq lists its product as uncharacterized. Bases 1 to 2367 code for a protein of 788 amino acids. Lineage: Eukaryota; Fungi; Basidiomycota; Agaricomycetes; Boletales; Coniophoraceae. The record is from RefSeq and is a predicted model, not a curated record. The transcript has 6 exons.